This is a messenger RNA of Prunus armeniaca (apricot), 1143 nucleotides long. The record is from the annotation of a GenBank genome assembly. Lineage: Eukaryota; Viridiplantae; Streptophyta; Magnoliopsida; Rosales; Rosaceae.
AUGUCAGCGUCUCUUGCAGCAAUAUUAGGAGGUGCUGCAGGAGCCGUGACUUUGGUGGGGAUAACUAUCAUACUCAUAUGGUUCUGUCUAUCUCACAAUAGGAGUGUAUCCAGAACUUCUGAAACAGGUUCUUCUGAUCCAUCUGUUCAAGUGGGAAGACAUGCUGGGGUUGAGUUGUCAAUGCGAGAAACAAGGCGUUUUCAGAUGGAAGAAUUGUCUCUGGCCACAAAAAAUUUCAGUGAUACAAACUUGAUUGGGGAAGGAAAAUUUGGGGAGGUAUACAUGGGUUUUCUUCAAGAUGGGAUGCUUGUAGCCAUCAAAAGGCGACCUGGAACACCUAGUCAGGAAUUUAUCAAUGAGGUACACUAUAUCUCAGCUAUUCAGCAUCGGCAUAUUGUUACUCUCUUGGGUUACUGCCAGGAAAAUAAUCUUCAGUUUCUUGUGUACGAGUAUAUUCAUAGUGGAAGUGUUUCCAGUCACCUGUAUGGCACUGGUCAGCAUUCACGUAAAAAGCUAGAAUUCAAGAACCGACUAUCAAUAGCUCUAGGGGCAGCUAAAGGUUUGGCUCAUCUUCACUCUUUGAGUCCCCGUCUGGUGCAUAAAGAUUUUAAAACAGCCAAUGUUCUUGUAGAUGAAGAUCUACUAGCUAAGGUUGCAGAUGCAGGAAUCCGCAAUUUCCUUGGAAGAGUUGAUAUUGCAGGCCCAUCUUCUCAAGUGACUGCUGAUGAGAUUUUCCUUGCUCCAGAGGUGAGAGAGUUUAGACGAUUUUCGGAGAAAAGUGACAUAUAUAGCUUUGGUGUAUUCCUUCUGGAGUUAGUAAGUGGGCGAGAAGCAGGAGAAUUGGCAGCUUCCGACUCAAACCAGAACCUGGUUGAAUGGGUGCAAAACAUCCAAGAUAAUAGCAAUGUUUCGUGCAUCAUCGAUGAGAGAUUGGGGAAUAGCUUCACAGGUGAAGCUAUGGAAGGGUUCAUACACUUGAUUAUGCGAUGUUUGGAACCUUCAAGUGAGAGGCGACCAGCCAUGAGCCAUGUGGUAAUGGAGCUAGAUCGAAUACACGAGAAAGAGAUUAGCUUGACAACAAUCAUGGGGGAAGGACCCUCCACCGUGAUCCCAGGAAGUCAGUUAUUUAGAGCGACAAAAUAA